AUGGGGGGCAGGGCAGGCUUCAUUGCGGCGGCGACGACGGCAGCGGCAGGGGGGGGUGUUGGUGGCGGUCGCGGUGGGAACGCCAUCCACGAGAGCCUGGUGAAGGUCUUGCUUCGCGUCGACUGUAUCCAGCCGGAGGUUAUCGAGAUGCUGCUGGAGAAGAUCCCGGAGCUCGUUGGAGAAGAAGAAACCGCCGCGGAGGGAGGGUACGGGUCUGGUCUAGCAGCCCGGGAAAGGACGUUCUCAUGGCAGGCACGUUGUGGGAGUGCUGUCGUUAUCGUUGUUGUUGAUGGAGAUGCCGUGGCGAAGAAGGACCUCCCUCGGCUGGUGCUGAACCAAGUCCGCUUUCUCGACCACCUCGUCGACAGCACUUCGCUCACCAGAAAAAUUCUCGAGGUGUUGACGGUGCUGCCCGUAAGCCUCCAGCGAGAGAUGAUCUCCUACCUGCCGGAGGUGGUGGAAGACGGUGACCACGCGGAGGUUGUGGACACCCUCCAGAGCCUGAAGGACUCAGAACCGCAACUCCUCGUGGCCGUCCUUGACGCCCUCGGCAACCUAUCGCUGCCGCCGCGCCUGCUGGGGGCCAUCACCGAGGACGCGCUUGGGUUGCUGGACAGCGCGCAGCCCUGCACCCUCCCUGUGCUGGUCCGAUUUUUGCUCGAAACAGCCACAGCCGACACAGCCGACGCCGUGGUUAGGGAGUUACGAGAGAGGCUGAGGCUUUGUCCCGUGGUUGGGGGCGGGGGUCGUGGCGGUGUUGAAGAUACGGAGGAAACGGAGGCUCUUGUGCUUAACCCUGGCCUGCAAAGCAAUCGUGAACCUCCCUCCGACUCGGACACGUCUGGCGAUGCGCUCACUUUGGAGGCGUUACGGCAAGGGCUCCGCCUGAGGGGUGAUCUGGCCGCGUGUUUCCUCAAGGCCAUCACCAAGACGGCCGGGUCCGAAGGCCACAGCGUCGUGGACCUGUGGGUGCUCUUCUGCCUGUACGCCAACCAGGACACCCGGAAGAGGGUGAUCGCCCUGUUUCGUCGAAAGAUCAGCUGCGGGCAUUUCACCGAACCCUUGAUGACUGAUGCUCUCCAUGGUCGGGCGGGAGCUCUGCACGGGCUGUUCUUCAGCCUCAUGGGCAUCACUGAUGCGCUGGUGAGCUCCGGGGUUGUAUCGGUUCGGAGGUACGGCGCCAGCAUGUACCGCGAGAUCUUCUCGGGAUUUUCGGAGACCUACCACCGCCAGGAGGUCGUGGGGGCCCUCAUCACGCACUGUGGGGCUGGUUCGGAGCUCGAGACCGAUAGCGCGCUCUCAGCCUUGUCGGCUCUGGCAUCUCCGAGUGACGGAGGGAGUGGCCUACGCCCGUUCGCGGCGUUCAUUCGAGCGCUCAUGGAUUACAUGCAAGGCUACACCCACAACCAGGUCCGGAAAGUUUUCCGCAUUCUGUGCGCGAUGGCGUCGCCCGCGCCGGGGGGGAGGGAGAUGUCUGCAGGGGGAGACAUGGACGACGUUCAUAUUUUCGUGCGCAAGCACGUGGCAAUGUCCCAGAUGGCACUGAAGCAAAUUGGUAUCAUCGGGGCCGUGGCCUUCGUGGAGUUCCACGGCAAGACCGGAGGCGGCGACGGGCCGGGGCCAGCGGGAGGCAUGUUUUCCCAAGACUCCCAGGCCGGAGGAGGCUCGGCAGUUGGGGGCUCCGCGAACGGCGGCCGUUUCCAGACCUCCGGUGCCGGCGAGACGCUGGCCAUGCUCAUGAACCACUGCCGGAAUUCCCAGGACGGGAAGGCGUUUCUGUACGACGAAUUGGCACUGUCGGCGGGGACCGGGGCCCUGGGGAGUGACGCCCUGGAUGCCUUGGUCAACAUGCUCUUAGACCCUCUGACGGAAGAGUUCAUGAACGUGGUCACCGUGGGGGGGGACGAUGACGAGGACGAGGAGGAAGCCGAAGGGGCAGGGGGGCUCACCGACGAGCAGAAGAAAUUUCUGGAAGACGGGAAGUUCUCCGGGGAGCUGUGCGGCGGGGCGGUCAAGGCGAGUCCCUACGGAAACUUGGACCAGGCUGUUGAGGGACAGGUUGCCGAGGUGCUGCUGCUGCCGCUCCUCGCCAGCGAGGAUCAACAGGAGCGCAUGAAGAUUGGCGGCCUCUGCCCUCUAUUCUCUCUGCUGGCGACCUGCCUUCGCUCCCCUCAGUGCGGCCGGGAGCUGGACGAGAUCGCUGCUGCCCUUGGUGCACCGGUCAUCCUCGCUGACAGCCACACCGUUGACAGCUUCAUUGACCUGGAGGAAUCCCACAAGGACGCCGUUAUCGGGGCUCACUACGCCGCCUGCGACUGGGUCCGCGAGCUGGUGAACGCCUUCGUUCUGGAGACCCAUUCCGACUUCAAGGCCAAGCUGGUGCGGCGGAUUGGUCAUUUGUGUCGCCUGGAGUUCGACCUCCUGUUCAUGCUCAAGCGUCACAUCGGAUACCGGCUGCCUGGAACAGGGAAGAGCAUAAUGUCCCCGGCAAACUCCGCUCUCGGCAAGAAAUCAGGUGCUGCAUCGUCGUCGUCGUCCUCAUCCGCGGCUGGCGGCAGCAAAGGGAAGGGCAAAGGGAAAGCGAAAAGUACGGGAAAAGCGACCAAGAAGACGGAAGGGGAGCAGUCGGAGGUGAUGCGGGACACCCUCAGGAGGUCCCUGCGGCCCCUCGCUCCGGAGGCGGUGUUGGUGCUAGGGUUCCCGGGAAUGCUUCAAAAGACUAGGAACACGGUGGGUGACACGGUCGCCGUGGAGUCGAUCAAGGUCGGACUGCGCGGGGUGCAUCUCUUGCUGCAGGAGAUGCAUGGACACCUUAAGAGGGCGCUGGCCGACAAGAACUCCACCCACGCGUUUUCACGCCUCCGGGAGGCGGCAUCUUCGUCCUCCCCUGGGAGUAGCAGUGCAGCAGGAUCCAGGCCUACCCGCCCGGCGCUGGAGCUGCUGACCAUGUACCGCGAGGGGGGUGUGUUCCGCUCUCUCUGGAAACUACUUCAGAUGGUAGGGAACAGCCUGGGAGGAAUGGAGGACGAGAUCGGGGUGUUUUGCUCCGAUAUCAGCGACGAAGAAAUGCUGUUGCCUUGCCUCGAUUUCGCUCUCAAGGUCUUAAGCAUCCUUUGCGGAUCGGAUGAGAUUCUUUGUUCGGAGGCCGGCCGCGAUGUCCUCGGGCAGUGCUUAGCAGAUGCCUUCUACGAUGGCGACCUGGACGAGAGCUUGGACGGGUCGCAGAACCGCCCGGCGGCGGACGAAGCAUUCGUCAUGUGCUUCGACAAGCUUGAGGACUUCGCCUCCACGGUGCAGCAGUUGCCUCUGGCGGUCCAGCUCGUUCAGGUCAUGGAAGCCGUGGCGACAGCAAGAGUUCGCUGCCUCGCCGCCCAGCCAGCCCGAAGAGGAGCAGCGGCAAGAGGAGGCCAGAGGAGAGGAGAAACGCCUGAGCUGUCUCCGCACCAAAAGCUGUCCUCGCUGUGUCUCACACUGCUACAGCGGGAUUGGAGCGAGGGCGACUUGAAGUUCGUGUACAAGAGCUCGACCCUCGGGGUGCUGGUCAGGGCACACCUGCACUGGGCCAAGGACCCGCUCCAGGCGGUAGAGGCGUUGCUGUCCUGCUGGAAGGAUCGGACGGACUUCUCGCCUCGGUCCAGGCUGCCCACCGACGCUCUUCUCAUGCGAACGGAGAGGAUGGUGCUCAUGUUGAAGCUGCUGAUCCUCUUCACCAAGGGCAACCCUACCCUGUCGAGGAGGCUGGUGCUCGUGUCCGCGCUGCGGGAGAGCAAGAAAAUCAUGCAGGUGUUUCUGAAGUCCGCCAUGUCUGUGCUGGAGAGGGCCUUCGAUAGCAACCAGGACGAGGUUUUGGGCAUCGUCAAGGGUCUGCAGAUGCAGAGCCUCUGCGCGCAUGGCAAGGACGUCGGGGAUGCUGCCAUGUCAAAGGAAGCUCCGGCCGUGAAAAAGCUCCUCGAGGAAUUUAUUUUCAGGAUGAAGUCUUUGGUUCAGUCCAACGACUGCCUUGGGGCGAUCUCGGUGGGGAAUCUGAAGAACAGGAGUCUCGACGGAGAGCUGCUCGUCGCACCGGUGGAGGAGAGCGAGGACGAAGAGCCGCCAGAGAGAAACGAAGGAAACGAGGAUUCAGACUCGGACUCUUCGGACUCCGAUUCAGGUAGAGCGGGGAAAAGACGGGUGCAAGCAGACGACGGCGACAACGCGGAGGAAGAGGAGGAGGUGGAAGAAGACGAGGAGGAGGAAGAGGAGGAGGAAGAGGAGGACGUGGAUGAGGGCGAAGACACCAUGCCGCUCGUGCAGAACAACGACAGCGGCUCUGAAACUGACAGCGACGGGUAGUUUAGCGAACGGUGUUGGCAAGCUAGUCAGCCUUGGGUAGUUUGACGAAUGGUGUUGACAACCCGGCCAACCUGGCACAGCACGUGUGCGACUUAUGCUGUAUGCUACGUCGUAGUCAGGUCUAUGAUCUCUCUCUUCACUUACUCGGUGCUGGGUGAGUUGUGGACCAGCCGAAACGUUUCUGUGUUUGGUUGUUUGAGGUCCCCCUCCCUUUGCGUAACGUAGUCGUUAAAUUUACUUCGGAACCCGGGAGUUGCUUGAUCACAAGUAUGUCCGUGUUUUCUCUAUCGAGUGAUAAGCCCUUACAACAAACUACACCGAUGGUUUGGUGCUUUCCUAAAUUUCUCGUUCGUUUGAUUGGGGUUGCGUCGGGGUCAGACUAGGUUUCUCUUGGUCUGUCACAAAAGGCGUAACAAGGACGUUCGGAACAACGUGCAUUAACCCCUUUUUUGCUCCCCGUGUGUGGCGGAUACCGAUGCUUCGAAGUGACUUUCAGUACAGAUGGGCGCUGCUGCCUGUGUUCGCUUUGGGCAGUUUACAUCCGGACGUAUGCUUUCGAUUGGGCGUUUUUGCGUGUAUGGGUUUACAAGCAGUAGGCUCAAUGCUGUUUCUCCAGGUGGCCGUAGUCGGUGUUCUGUGUUUCAUGUGCUGUGUUCGACCGCGCUCUUCCCCGCGGACCAAUGAAACAUUUGUGUGUUUCCCUUCUGGCACGGACCCCCUACCUUCGUGACG
Ectocarpus sp. CCAP 1310/34 is the source of this 5064-nucleotide messenger RNA. Lineage: Eukaryota; Phaeophyceae; Ectocarpales; Ectocarpaceae. The record is from the annotation of a GenBank genome assembly.